Molecule: messenger RNA, 1065 nt
Organism: Nymphaea colorata (pocket water lily)
Lineage: Eukaryota; Viridiplantae; Streptophyta; Magnoliopsida; Nymphaeales; Nymphaeaceae
Product: (+)-borneol dehydrogenase 1-like
Exons: 2
Coding region: 95-922 (275 amino acids)
Molecular function (GO): oxidoreductase activity
Source: RefSeq, a predicted model, not a curated record
UAAGCUAGGGACUUCUUCCUAUAUAUGUAGGCCAAGGAGCCCGCAACUCUCACAUGCAACAAGGAGGAAGCGACGAAGGCACUCAUCUAUCAGAAUGAGCUGCUGCCAACUUCCUUCCAUGGCUCAAAGGUUGAGGGGGAAAGUAGCUCUGAUAACGGGCGCCGCAAGCGGGAUGGCCGAGAGCACCGCCAAAUUGUUCCACCGUCACGGGGCCAAGGUCAUGAUCCUGGACAUCCAGGACGAACUGGGCCAAAAAGUUGCCGACGAAAUUUCUCCCUCCGGCGAAGACGCCUCCUAUUUCCACUGCGACGUAACAAACGAGGACGACGUCCGUUCCGCCGUCGACGCAGCCGUGGCCAAGUACGGGAAGGUUGACGUGAUGUUCAACAACGCCGGAAUUGUCGAGAAAGCUGCGCGGCUGGCUGACUUCCCGAAAUCCGUCUUCCAGCGGGUCAUGGACGUCAACGUGACGGGAUGCUUCUUGGCAGCCAAGCAUGCGGCGAGGGUGAUGAUUCCUCAAAGGAAAGGCAGCAUAAUCUUCACGGCGAGCAUGGCGUCAGUCGUCGGCGGCACUGCCCAGCAUGGCUACACAGCUUCGAAGCACGCAGUGGUGGGGCUGACCAGGAACUUGGCGGCAGAGCUGGGCCAGUUCGGGAUACGAGCCAACUGCAUCUCACCUUACCUGGUGGCGACUCCAUUUGCUGCAGCUGCAAAAGAACUGAGCCUUGCCGAUGUCGAUGGGCUGGGGCAACGGAACUCCAAUUUGAAGGGGGUGACCUUGAAGAAAGAGGAGAUUGCAGAGGCCGCGCUCUAUCUGGCUAGCGAUGAGUCCAAGUUCACCAGCGGACUCAACCUUGUUGUGGAUGGAGGGAUCACAGUUACACUUGGAGAAUUAAAUGUCUACAAAUUAGGUUUAUAUUGAAGGACAGAAAUUCUUGUUAAUUUUCACACAUUAUUCAUAUGCAAGUGUUGCUUCUAAGAUAAUUUGGGACGUUUCCUUUUGUUGUGUUGUAGAUUGAUCAAUGAAAAACGAGUAAGAAUUAGUUAAAUGAGAAAACACAUGUU